CUCUUGCCUACCUGGCGGCGGCCAGAACCCAGCUUCAAGCAAGUGCUCUUUCUCCACCUUGUUCCCAGGCGGCGCUAGUCAGAAGGAAGGGCUAGGAUGUCGCAGAAAAACCAGCUGAACUUUGUGGCUGAGGCCCAGAUAUGGAAGGAUCACAUUGAAAUAGAACGGGAAGCUGCUAGAAAAUGGCCAAAAAACUGGGGAUUUCUCACCACCCCAAUUGAAGAGUUGUUAAAAGAUGAAGAGAAGCAGCCUCCUAAACCUAAGAUCCCGCUUCCAGAACACUUGCGGAUCCGACCUGUGACACCGGUGGAGAAAUAUAUAAAGAUAGAGCCAUCUCCUCCUGUUCCUCAGACAACUCAGGGGUUUAUCGGCUGGAGAUCGACCGUACCAGGGCUGGAACUUGAACGAUACUAUCAGAUCAGAAGCUGCAAAGGUGCCUUUUACAAGGACUUGAAGUGGCCCAAUGAGCCCACCGACUAACCUUGAGAAGUAAUGUCUAGGCUUCCCUCUCAUUCUCUCUCUCUGUUAGUUAACUCAAGUACCUCCCCCACUUGAUACAGAAACAAUGGCGCUGAAAUACGUUUUGCCUGCAGUGCCUUUGCUUAAAGUUCACUAGGUCUUACUACUAUCUUAUUAUAAUUUCCAGCAUAUGACAAA
Molecule: messenger RNA, 657 nt
Organism: Heteronotia binoei (common prickly gecko)
Lineage: Eukaryota; Metazoa; Chordata; Lepidosauria; Squamata; Gekkonidae
Gene: CIMIP1
Product: ciliary microtubule inner protein 1
Exons: 4
Coding region: 97-480 (127 amino acids)
Source: RefSeq, a predicted model, not a curated record